AUGGGAAACUCAAGGAUCAAGUAGAAUAGGGAAUAAAGCAAAAAUGAUUUCUAUGAGGUUUUCACUUCAUUAAAACUAUUAGAUGAAGAAAAUUUGUCAGCAUUUUUUUGAAAGGUUGACGAUUCUCAUGAAUUUCUUUAAGGAAAAUGCAUAUUUUCUCAAAAAAAAUAACUAAAAUACCUUUUUUAAGAGAUCAUAGAAUUAUAUAAAGGAGGAUUUGAAAAAAUCAUUUGAAAAUAUUGGAAUUCAGCAAACCUUAGGAGAUGUGGAGGAAUUUAAUAAUAAAUGAGGUGAUGAAGUUAAAUUGUAAUAGAGGUUGAGUAAAUAAUGUUCAGAUAUUAGUUUCUUGCAAGAACUGGAAAUAUAAAGUCUAUUUUUAAAAGUAAGAGGAAUGCAUAAUGUGUGUGCUUCUCACCAAACAGCAAGUCAUUAGCUGAUUCCAGUUACAAAUUUGUGUAUUUGUUGAACUUGAAUAAUGGGAAUUUUUCUCCUUAUAGUAAUACGUUGGCAUCUGGUAUUGAUGAUAACUCUAUCCGUUUAAGGGACAUUUUAAUAAAAUAUUUACCUUAAAUUUGGACAAACAACAUAAUCGAAGAAAGUGGUAUUGAUUAUCAAUAUUAUUUAGUUUCAUCAAUUAUCUCUAUUCUUCAUAUAUCAACAGAGCUUAUAUUUUAAUCUUAGGGUGCUCUAAUUUUGAAGGAGAAUUUAGAAAUCAAUCUGGCAUAGAUUUGA
Molecule: messenger RNA, 732 nt
Organism: Paramecium octaurelia
Lineage: Eukaryota; Ciliophora; Oligohymenophorea; Peniculida; Parameciidae
Source: the annotation of a GenBank genome assembly